Molecule: messenger RNA, 435 nt
Organism: Menidia menidia (Atlantic silverside)
Lineage: Eukaryota; Metazoa; Chordata; Actinopteri; Atheriniformes; Atherinopsidae
Source: the annotation of a GenBank genome assembly
CUGUGUCGCCUUUCUGUGAUUUUUCCAGCUCUGCCCAGUUACACAUGCGGUAAUCCUGGGCAGCUACUGAAUGGCCACCAGCAGGGUUCCACUUUCAACAUUGGGGACAAAAUACGCUACAGUUGUAGCCCUGGCUACGUACUGGAGGGUCACACCACGCUGUCCUGCCUCGCCACUUCAGCGGGUACCGCGGCCUGGGAUUUUCCUCUCCCAUACUGCAGAGCGGAUGAUGGAUGUGGGGGCACACUGCGGGGCCAAAGUGGGGUGAUCACCACCCCCAAUUACCCAGCCGAGUACAACAACAAUGCCGACUGCACCUGGACGGUGCUGGCCGAGCCGGGAGACACCAUCGCCCUGGUUUUCUCCGACUUCCAGCUCGAGGAUGACUACGACCUGCUGGAGGUCAGCGGCACGGAGGGAUCUUCACAGUGGUAA